UUAACACUUUGAUGACAGUAAUGGAUGUUUGGGUGUAACAAAAUACCAACGACAUGAAAUCCCACAGACAAUGAUUUCAUCGCUGACCCACUCCUGUGUGACUACGGGCCGUUGCGUCUUUGGGUUUCCAUAGCAACACACUGCCGUCGCACACAAAACAAGCCUCCGGGUUCCUUCAACGCUAACUUUUAACAGUUAAAACGGGCUAGCUCGCAUUUUAAAACUUUCUGAAGACGUCGACAGAUCCCCUUCCGUGGGCCGAAUGCUUGGCUAAAUCUUGAAAGGAUCCUCUUUGUUUCAGCCCUGUGGAUGAGCCGCCAUGGUACGCCUGACGAUAGAUCUGAUUGCCAAAUCUAGAAGCAACUUCAAAAAGAAAAGGGGCCUCUCCUUCCCAGAGUACCUCAAAACACUCACCCACCUGCACUUCUCCAGCAGCAGCAUUGAAGACAUUGGGGAUCUCUCCAUGUGUAGAAAUCUCACCGUUCUUUACCUAUAUGAUAAUCAGAUCACGCACAUAUGCAACCUUGGCUUUGCCUCCAACCUCACCCAUCUUUACAUGCAGAACAAUAACAUCACCCAUAUAGAUCAUCUUGCCAAUCUGCAGAAGCUGUCCAAACUGUAUCUGGGUGGAAACGAGAUCGCUGUGGUCGAGGGCUUAGAGACACUGUGCGAGCUCAAGGAGCUUCAUCUGGAGAAUCAGAGGCUGGCACCGGGGGAAAAGAUGCUCCUUGACCCCAUGACUCUCCUCUCACUGGCUGAAUCUCUUUGUGUCCUGAAUAUCAACAACAACAACAUUGAUGAAAUCAGGGACCUGAGCGUGCUGAAGGAGCUCCAGCAUUUUUCUGCUGCUGACAAUAGAUUGUGCGAUAUGGAGGAGUUGGAGGACGUGUUCUACCAUUGGCCUCGGUUGCUUCAAAUGGAUUUGAGUGGAAAUCCUGUUUGUAAAAAAAAGAAGUACAGAGAUCGCCUAAUAACCGCGGUCCGAAACCUGGAGGUUCUGGAUGGCAAGGAAAUUAAUGAGUUGAACAGACAGUUCCUUAUCAACUGGAAAGCAUCCAAAGAGGCCAAGAAGAAUAAAAACAACACACAUGUGAUGGCCGGAUCGUUUACCUGUCCUGUAACAAAUGACUUGAACGUGUGUCAUGGUGCACGCCCUGGCCACAUCUGCAGCCACGCAAACGUGGGAGCCGCUGCAGUCUCUCAGGUUACAAAAAUGAAAGAUUCCUACAGGGGGACAUCUCGUUCGUGGAGCGGCCUCGUCACCCAUCUGCAGUCUUCCUUAAGACAGACCUACAAGUCCACUAAGAUCUCCACCCACGCAGGACGAACCCUGCUUCUGGCUGUAGUUUAAGCACCUCAGUCAUUAUAGUUCUGGAUAUUUCAUGCUUGCAUGUUUAGCAGUGCAGAAGAGAGUCCCUGUCACUCACUUGCUGCGUCCAUUGGUGCAGAGACACUGCAGUAUCCUUAAACUAUGGACACUACGAGUUUAAAGAUUUACCUUUUUUUUAUUUACAGGAAAUAUUUAUAUUGUAUCUGUCUCUUAGGCCGGAAAUAAUAUACUGGUGUCACAAAUUCUGAAAUUAAAGCGUAAAACAAUG
This is a messenger RNA of Pungitius pungitius (ninespine stickleback), 1598 nucleotides long. RefSeq names its product protein phosphatase 1, regulatory subunit 42 (gene ppp1r42). The transcript is spliced from 9 exons. The record is from RefSeq and is a predicted model, not a curated record. Gene Ontology annotation, molecular function: protein binding. Bases 320 to 1351 code for a protein of 343 amino acids. Lineage: Eukaryota; Metazoa; Chordata; Actinopteri; Perciformes; Gasterosteidae.